AUGGCAUUAUUCUGGGAUAUAGAAAACGUCCGUGUACCAAAAGGCAAAACAGCUGAAGUUCUAACACAAAUUGCUAGGAGUACAUUUUCUAAUGGGUAUAAUGAAAUUGAAUUUGUUGUUGUGUGCGAUGUCACGAAAGAAACUGAAAAAGACAUUAAAGAUUUAAUUAAAUCAAAGGUCAAGUUGAUCCAUAUUUCAUCAACAUCUAAAAACGCAGCUGAUGAAAAAUUAAAACAAUCAGUGCGUAGAUUCGCUGAUAUUCACGGUAAUACAGCAACAGUCGCAUUAAUAUCAAGUGAUAUUAAUUUUGCUCCUGAUCUUAGUGUUCUUCGACAUAGGAAAAAAAUGUAUGUUCUUAAACCUCAGAAAAACUUUUCAAUUCACAAUCAUCCAAUUAAACGACCAACAAAAUCAGAAUCAUCAUCAUCAUUACCUCCCAUUGGCAUAUACUGGAAUCUUGAAUGCUGUCCUGUUCCAUACAAUAAAUCAGCAUCAUUAAUUUCUGAAGCCAUCAGGAAUAAAUAUUAUGACUUUUAUAGAGAAGCUGACUUUCUUGUAGUAUGUGACGUUCUUAUAGAAAGCGAAAAAGUCAUUCAACAACUAAAUGAUGCGCAAAUUGACGUGGUUCAUGUACCGACAACACAUAAAAAUGCUGCUGACAAAGAAUUAAUGGGACAACAAUAUACAAAUACCUUAAAUAUAGUUAUACAAUCAAAAGAAUUUAUUCACAUUACGAUUCAACAACAACAAACUGCACAUGAUUGUGGUGAUUUUGCUAUAGCAUUUUCAGUAUCUUUAUUAUUUAGUCAUAAUCCUGAAAAUAUUGUUUAUGACUGUGGGAUAAAAAAUAAUAAAUCUCUUUCAACAACAGAUGGGGAAUCAAAGUUUGAAAAUUUAAAAAGGAAAAAUGAAACAGAUUUUACAGGAAUUAAAAAACAAAAAGCAACGAAACAGCAUCAAACUUCAAAAACAGAGGUACCACAAGAUGAUAAUACAUACAUUCCGUUCAAAUCUUCAUCAGAAGAAUAUAUUCAAAGUCUUACAAGGGAUAUGCCUCCCACAUGCAUUCUAAAUAAUUUCGAUGACGAUGAUGUUCCAACAGAAGUUAGAGAGUUAAAUAGCUAUGAAGUAAUACUGAUUCAACAAGCAAAAGCUUUUCAAGUUGUUCAAAGAGCUGGAACAGUGCAAAAUAAAAAUAUGCCUCACUCUUCACGAUAUAACAAAGCCAAGGGUCAAUGUUUCCAUUUACCUUUGCCAAUUUCAGAAACGUUAGAGAAACUAGCUUCAGAGCUCGAUCCGAUAAACAAAAAUCAUGAGCUAUAUAUAAUGGUACGAAGUCUUCCUACAAAAGCCAAAUUAGUUUGGGAGAAUUUAGUAAACUUGAAGAAAGUAUUUAAAGCUUUACAGUGGUUACGGUUAAACAAUAUAUUGUACAAAGAUAUUGUACUGCCAAAAUCUGCUGAAGGAUUAAUGCAUUACUUAGAAAAUAACGACAUUGAAUUUUUAGUUGAAUCAAAUGACAGAGAAAAUAAUGAAAGUGAUGAAAAACAUAUGACAAUUCAAAGUUCCCAAAGUGAUGAUGAAGAUCACAAUAAUAUUAAAGAGAUUUAUGAAAAUGACCUUUUAAAGCGACGAGCUAUUCUUACUCAAGUAGACCAUUCUGAAUUAGAUUAUGAACAAUUUACAGUAUAUCCUUUAUAUGAUAAACGGAUGAAUAAAACGGCUACAGAUAUAUAUCAAAUGUUGAAAAUUCAAGAGGAGCCAUUAGAUCCAAGAUUGAAAACUUUAGAUUUGAAAUGUUUUCCAAAUCUAUAUCCGCGAGGGAUAAAUGGACAGCAUGAAGAUCGAGCCAAGAAGGUCCGUGAUCAUGAUUUUAUCAAACAAAAGCUCUGUUCUCUUAAGCCACGAUUUAGAUUAGAUCAUCAAUAUAUAUUUUUUUUACUACAAAAUGAUACUAUUCGAAGACUACAGGCCGGAAUUUAUUAUAUGUUGAAUGUUACGAACCCACGUGAUAAAUACACUGUCAAAAAUUAUUUGAAUAAACUGAAUGAGGGACUGUUAGAGGGUGAGCUGACUUCUAUUCUUGAACGCCUUCCAAAUACCGAAGAAUUUUGGAAAAAGCCAAGAAAUAAUCUUAAAUGUAUGAUACGAGAAUAUGGUCCCGCCACAUGGUUUCUUACGUUAAGUCCAGCAGAGUAUAUGUGUGAAGAUUUAGUUUCAUAUGUUCGUGAAGUAAAUUCACCAUUCUUAAACGACAUGUCACCUAGUCAAGUAAUUGCUGCAGAUCCUGUUUCAGUCUCUCGCUAUAUGGAUCAAAAAUUCCAUGCCAUGCUAGAUUUCCUUAAUUCAGACAGUCAUCCCCUUGGCAAAAUAACCCAUUUUUUUUGGCGACGAGAAUAUCAAGGCCGUGGUAUUCAACACUUUCAUACAUUAAUAUGGGUUGAAAAUGCUCCUAUAAUAGACAAGGACGAAAUUGAAAAAAUAGUGAUGUUUAUUCAACAAUAUAUCACUUGUAAAAUGCCGAAUAAGAACUUAUCACCAACAUUGUAUCGUAGAGUAACAACUCAUCAGACUCAUUAUCAUAAUAGCUACUGUAUGCGAUCAUCAAAAAAUAAAUAUGGAAAAAUAAUUAAACGUUGCCGAUUUGGUUUUCCUCGGCCUGUAACUGAUACAUUUGUCUUACGUGAUCCUGCAAUUGCAAUUGCAAAUCACAGACAGUCGCGUUCUAAAGAUAAACUUUAUGAUCUUCCCAGAACAGAAGAUGAGAAAAAUAUCAAUGACUAUAACCCUGCCAUUGUUGCAGUUUGGGAAGGAAAUAUGGAUAUUCAAUAUGUCGGUGAAAUCACUUCAUCAAUUGUAUUUUAUAUCACAAAAUACAUAACAAAACAUGAACGUUCUAAAACACAAGCUAUGGUUAAUGAUAUUAAUUCAACAGUACCAUUGCUCAAAAGAUUAUGGAACUUUGCUUUUCGAAGUUUAAAUAACAGAGAAAUUGGAGCUCUUGAAGCGGCAGAUACAUUAUUAGGAGUUUCUCUAAGUGGGACUGAUAACAAUACAACAAUAAAAUGGUUAAAUGUUAGACAAAUCAGAGGACGUAAAGUGAAGCCAUACGAAGAAAUUAAAAAAAUGGAAGAAGAAUCAACUGAUAUUUUUGCCCCAUCUUUAAUUGAUGAUCAUUAUCCCUCACGUCCUGCUGCUUUAGAAAAUUUGUGCCUAUAUGAAUUUGCUAAAGAGUGGGACGUUGUUAAAUCUGAACCCAUCUCUGAUAAAGUGGAGUAUUAUAUACUCAAGAAAAACGAUGAAGGAAAUCCUAUGUUAUGGGUUAAAAAACGCUCACGAGGAUAUUUGAUUAACCAUUACAUGUACAAUAUUAAAAGUCAGCCCAAAGAAUUUUACUUUUCAUUAUUAUUCUUAUUCAAUCCUUGGAGGAAUACUGAUGAAUUAAAAACUGGUUUCGAAACUUUUGCUGAUUCAUUUAAUGCUAAAAGAGGCCAACUCCAAAAAGCGUGUGAUUACUUUCAGCGUCAAGAAGAGUUUCAAAAAGGUUUGGAUUAUAUGCAACAGUUAAUUGAAGAAAAUGAAAAGAAUAUUAUUGAAAAUAAAGACCAGCAGGAUGAACCAGGAGAUCUAAUAAUUGAUGAUAAUGACAAAAAAGCAGUCGAUGAAGCGAUGAAAGACUUUAUAGAUAUUGAUAAUGCAGCUGCAAACGAAGAAGUUGAUUUAAAAGAUUUAAUUAGUCAGCUAAAUACUGACCAACUUAGAGUCUUUCAUCGAGUGACUGCUUCUCUUACAAAUCAUGAGGAUAAGCCAUUACGAAUUUAUGUCAGUGGAGAAGGUGGGACUGGUAAAAGCUUCUUGAUUUAUGUUAUUAAAACGUGGAUCCGAAAAACAUUAAAUCGUCCAAUAGCAAUAGCUGCACCUACUGGUCUUGCUGCAUUUGGUAUUAACGGUAUGACAUUACAUAGAAUUUUUUCACUUCCUGUUCAACAUGGAGGCACUCCAAAGUACAAAAUUCUAUCUGAUGCUGCUUUAAAAGUAUUACGUGAACAAUUAGCAGAUAUUGCAUUGGUAAUUAUUGAUGAAAUUUCGAUGGUUUCUAAUGUGACAUUAAUGUAUAUAAAUCGCAGGUUAAAUGAAAUUUUCAAUACAUCUGAUGAAGUAAAUGGGUGGUUUGGUAAAAAACACGUCUUAUUCUUUGGAGAUUUACUUCAGCUUAUGCCUGUUGCUCAAGAUGCAAGUUAUAUGGAUUUGUCAUCUGAUGAUAUGAAAAAAUGUCUUGAAUCCAUGGGAAAUAUUAAUAUUUGGAAACAUUUAGUUGAAUACGAAGAAUUAACUAUAAAUAUGCGUCAACGAAAUGAUGAAGCAUAUGGAAAACUAUUGUCACGUUUAAGGCUUGGAGCUAUGACGAAAGAAGAUGUUCAGCUGUUGACCACACGAAAUAUAAAUCUCGAUUCAUUUCUUGCUGGAAAUAGACUUGAUGCACUGUGUGAUUAUAUACAAAAGUUGCCUCAGUCUACUGUAUGUUUAUUACCGACCAAUGAAAUGUGUGAUUCAAUAAACUCUGCUAUGUUGGACAGAAUAAAAUCAUCAGAAACAAUCAAUCUUUCUGCGAAUGAUGUUAUUGAUUGCAAACUAAUUUAUAAAAAAAAAGCGGAAAAAGAUUUACUUAAGAAUGAACAUGAUGCUAGUCGAUCAGCUGGCCUAGCGAAAAAUAUUACUAUUAAAAUUGGUUCAAAAAUCAUGAUCAAGCGGAAUAUUGACUACACUUUAGGCCUAGUGAAUGGAGCCCUUGGUACAGUUUUAUCAGUUUCAAAAAGUAAUGAUGGUAAAACUUUACAAUCAAUUGUUGUUAAACUAACCAAGGGAGAUCGUGAGUGUGUAGUUGAAAGAAUAGAUGUAAAAUUCCAAUUGUCAGAUGAAGUGUACGUGAUACGUUCACAGUUUCCUAUUUGUCUGAGUUACGCUAUGACGAUACAUAAGUCUCAGGGGGUCAGCUUAGAGUGCGCUAUCAUUGACGUUGGUGAAAGAUGUUUCGCCAAAGGUAUGACUUAUGUUGCACUAUCACGAGUCACAACAUUAAGUGGCUUGCAUUUAAUCAAUUUUGAUCCGUCAAAAGCGAUAGCAAGUCAAACAGCAAUUGAAGAGUACAAUCGCUUGCGAAAAAUUUACAAGCCUGAUUUGAAAGAAAUUCCAAUUACAUUUAGAAGUUUACCAAAAAAUUUGGAUGCCAAAUGUGAUGCAAUGUAUAUUGCACAUAAAAGUUCUCCAUGA
Molecule: messenger RNA, 5271 nt
Organism: Aphidius gifuensis
Lineage: Eukaryota; Metazoa; Arthropoda; Insecta; Hymenoptera; Braconidae
Exons: 9
Coding region: 1-5271 (1756 amino acids)
Biological process (GO): telomere maintenance; DNA repair
Molecular function (GO): DNA helicase activity; RNA nuclease activity
Source: RefSeq, a predicted model, not a curated record